AACCCUUUUCUCUCCCCGCUUCACUCUCUUGUCUUUUCCCUUUCCCUCUUUCAUUUCUUCCUAUAUCUCUUGUCUCCUUCUUCAUCUUCUCUCUCUCUCUCUCUCUCUUUCUCUUUAUAUACCUAUAUUUAUAGACACACAUCAUCUAUUAAUUCCUUUGAUCUUGUUUUUGGCUAUGGCUUCGGCGAACGUGAACGGUGUGGCGCCGUUUCUGAGCAAGACGUACGACAUGGUGGAUGACUCGUCCACUGACUCGGUUGUUUCGUGGAGCGAUAACAGCAACAGCUUCGUCGUCUGGAACGUUCCCGAAUUCGCAAGCCGAAUCUUGCCCAAAUACUUCAAGCACAACAAUUUCUCCAGCUUCGUCAGGCAGCUUAACACAUACGGCUUUAGAAAAGUUGACCCUGACCGCUGGGAAUUUGCAAAUGAAGGAUUUUUAAAGGGACAAAAGCAACUUUUAAAGAGUAUUAGUAGGCGGAAAACUUCUCAUGUAAAUGGUAGUACUCAGCAACCAUCUCAGGUGCAGAACACACCUGUUGGUGGGGCUUGUGUUGAAGUUGGGAAGUUUGGGAUUGAGGAAGAGAUUGAAAGACUGAAAAGGGAUAAGAAUGUUCUUAUGCAGGAACUUGUUAGGUUAAGACAGCAGCAGCAAACAACUGAUAACCAGUUGCAAACUGUUGGGCAACGAGUUCAGGUAAUGGAGCAGCGACAACAACAGAUGAUGUCAUUCCUGGCAAAAGCCAUGCAUAGUCCUGGCUUCUUGGCUCAAUUUGUACAACAGAAUGAAAGUAAUAGACACAUCACUGGAGUAAAUAAAAAGAGGAGGCUCCACAGGCAGGAUGAAGAUAGUUUAGCCAACAAGCAUCUCCAUAAUUCUCUUGAUGGUCGUGUUGUCAAGUAUCAGCCUUCUAUAAAUGAGGCAGCAAAAUCAUUGUUAUGCCAGAUUUUGCAAAUGAACAACUCUACGAGGAUGGACUCAUCAAUUAAGAGCCCGGAUGCAUUCCUUAUAGAUGAUGUUCCUACUGCCAUUCCUUUAGAUAGCAGUAGUUCAUCCACUCGAGUAUCUGGUGUUACCCUUUCCGAGGUUCCACAUCCACAAACUUCUGGACAGUCAUAUGUGCCUAUAGAACCACAAUUUCCCGUCAGUCGAAUGACCAGUAGCAGAUCUGAGGUUCAAUCUUCACCAGCAGUGUUUCCUGACUGUGUCAAAGCAGCUGAAUUUCCAGAAUUAAAUGCUCAGAAAUGCCAAGACAGUGUUUUAGAUUUUGGUAAAGUCCAAGGGAUUGGAACUGAAAGCAGCUUCAUGAAUCCUGAUCUCAGUUUUGUGGGGUCUGACACUGCAAAUAUGGAGGAUCUAGAAAUGAUCUCAACUGUUUUGGAUGGAACAGAGUCUAUUGAAGCUAAUGCUUUUUCACCUGAUGCAGAUGGAGUUUCUAAGCUUCCUGGAAUUGGUGAUGAAUUCUGGGAAUUGUUUUUAAGGCCAAGUCCUCUCACUGGAGAUACAGAUGAAGUGAAGUGUAACUCUUUGGGAUGUGAUUUUACUGGUGACCAGGAAUUGUCAUCAGAAAAGGAGAUUCAACAGGAAAAUGCUGCUGAUAAAAAACAGCAUAUGGACCAUCUUACCCAACAGAUGGGUCUUCUUGCUUCAAAGUCUUAAACUCUGUAUAUAUGUUUCUUGCAACUGAAGUGGUUGAGGUCCUUUGCUUGCUGGGCAGAUAAAGCCAUUCUCCUACAAAGACAACUGACAGAUAUAUCUUCAAACUACUUUGUCCACCCCCCCUCCCCCUCUUUUCUUUUUCUCCUUUCUCCCAAAUACGUAUGUCUGCCAUUGUUAGAGUUUUGUUUGUCAAUUUGGGCCAAUAUCCUAAUAAAAAAGUUGCAAACUUUGAAUAUCGUUACAUGUAUUUCGAAUUUGGCAGUUCUGUGUGUUCUUUCAAGCACAUGAUGCUUAUCACUAUCAGUACAAUCAACUGUAUAAUUAUACUUUAUUAGUUUUACCCUAAUCUCUCAUCUUUCUCCAUUUCU
This is a messenger RNA of Arachis stenosperma, 2025 nucleotides long. RefSeq names its product heat stress transcription factor A-1b. The coding region runs from base 176 to 1657 and encodes 493 amino acids. Gene Ontology annotation, molecular function: DNA-binding transcription factor activity; RNA polymerase II cis-regulatory region sequence-specific DNA binding. Gene Ontology annotation, biological process: regulation of transcription by RNA polymerase II. The record is from RefSeq and is a predicted model, not a curated record. The transcript is spliced from 3 exons. NCBI's taxonomy places the organism in Eukaryota, Viridiplantae, Streptophyta, Magnoliopsida, Fabales, Fabaceae. Gene Ontology annotation, cellular component: nucleus.